UGAUAUCGCAGACGUCACAGCCUACCGUUGGUCCAGUUCAGUUAGAUGAGCCGUUGGUUCUCUCAGGAGGUAAACUGAACUAAAUCCGGACAGUUUAACCCGGGGCCCGGGACCAGUUCACAGUCUGAACCGGGAGACCUUUUAUUUUUUACUUAGGCCUAACCCGAAGUAAGCACCCUAAACAGCCGGGGCGGAGAGAGGGAGAGCCGCCGUUAACGUAACGUCUGUGACGUCGGCCCGCCCGGGCUGCCGCUCCGCUGGGUUUCCUAACUUACCUCGCCGUUUGACAAGGGGGGUCCUCAUCGGCUGUCACUGACUGAACGAUUCCGAUCGGAGCCUAACUGUGGGAAGAUAAGAGUGUGAUGAUGGAGAGGAAGAGGACGGACUGUCCCGCUCUGCCGCCCGGCUGGAAGAAAGAAGAAGUGAUCAGGAAGUCCGGACUGAGCGCUGGAAAGAGCGACGUCUACUACUACAGUCCUUCAGGCAAAAAGUUCAGGAGUAAGCCUCAGUUGUCCCGUUACCUCGGAAACACAGUAGACCUGGGAUGUUUCGACUUUCGGACGGGGAAGAUGAUGCCCGGAAAACUGCAGAAAAACAAACAGAGACUCCGACAUGACAUGCUCAGCUUGGCCAAGGGAGGUAAACCGGACCUGAACACAGCCCUGCCAAUCAGACAGACGGCAUCCAUCUUUAAACAGCCCGUUACCAAGGUUACGAGUCACCCCGGCAACAAGGUGAAAACAGACCCGCAGAGAGGGGCCGAGCAGCCCAGACAGCUGUUUUGGGAGAGGAGGUUGAAAGGUCUGCGGUCAUCAGACGUCACAGAAGAAGUCCUGCGGACCAUGGACCUGCCCAAAGGACUGCAGAGUGUUGGUCCAGACUCCAGUGAUGACACUCUGCUGUCGGCCAUCGCCAGCGCUCUGCACAUGAGCUCUUCUCCAAUAACUGGACAGACGUCUGUGGCUGCUGAGAAGAACCCGGCCAUCUGGCUGAACACGUCCCAGCCUCUCUGCAAGGCCUUCACCGUCACUGAUGAACACAUACGGGAGCAGGAGCUGAAGGUGUACCAGGCCAGGAGGAGUCUGGAGGAGGCACUGAUGGCCGACGGUUUGGCGCGGGCCGCCGAAAACACGCGACAGCUGCUGGUGGGGAAGAAGGCCUGAAGACGGACAGGGGAGGUAGAGUUCCUGUGUUCACCAGCCUCAGGUUUAUCAUCAUCUUCAUCUUAAUCCAGACAACAAACCAAAAACAGACCACCCAACAAAAACAGACCACCCACAGACUGAGACAACGCCUGCUCUCAUCCAUGGCCUCAGUGGGCGAUUGCUUCCACCUUCCUCUUAAGGAAACCUUUUUCAGAAUGACAUCACACUGGACAUCUAACAGCACCUGAAGAAACUGAAGUGAUUUUCCAGAGCAACAGCGGCAACAAUGGCAUCAGCAAUAACACAAACACCAGCAACAACUACAUUAUGGCAACUACUAUGGCUGCAGAAGCAACAGUUGCAGCAAUAGAAACUGCAACAUAGGAACAUGAGGAGCAACAAGCAAUAAGUUGAGUAUCGACCAGCUCAAAGCAACAACCGAAGCCUUUAAUCCUCUCUGUGCGUUAUCAUCUGUACAAACCUAUCCUUUCAAAUUCAGAUAUUAGUUUUCUUUCUUUUUAAUAUAAAGCUGAUAAAAACUUGUUUUUUAAAUACUGAAGAGCUACACCCUCAUCAAACCCAAAGUCAGGUUGCAAACUGCUGGACGGCUUUUGCUAACUCUACUAACUCUUAUUGUGCUCUUUGAUGAUUUUGGUUGUUUAUGGUGUAACGUUGUCAGUUUUAAAGAAGUCUUCAGGGGAUUUGAUUAAAUAAUGAGAAUUUACCUGAAUAUGAAAUAGAACCAUUGCUUAUUUAAGACACAUUUUAUACCUUGAGAGAACAUAUAUGCACAUUUCUUGGACUGGAGUAAAUAAAUGAUUAUCUUCA
Micropterus dolomieu (smallmouth bass) is the source of this 1973-nucleotide messenger RNA. It is a transcript of the gene mbd2, whose product is annotated as methyl-CpG binding domain protein 2. The coding region runs from base 363 to 1163 and encodes 266 amino acids. Gene Ontology annotation, molecular function: DNA binding. The record is from RefSeq and is a predicted model, not a curated record. NCBI's taxonomy places the organism in Eukaryota, Metazoa, Chordata, Actinopteri, Centrarchiformes, Centrarchidae. The transcript is spliced from 7 exons.